Molecule: messenger RNA, 360 nt
Organism: Balaenoptera musculus (blue whale)
Lineage: Eukaryota; Metazoa; Chordata; Mammalia; Artiodactyla; Balaenopteridae
Product: cytochrome c-like
Exons: 1
Coding region: 41-358 (105 amino acids)
Biological process (GO): mitochondrial electron transport, ubiquinol to cytochrome c; mitochondrial electron transport, cytochrome c to oxygen
Cellular component (GO): mitochondrial intermembrane space
Molecular function (GO): electron transfer activity; heme binding
Source: RefSeq, a predicted model, not a curated record
GGAACCCCUUAGUUGUGUACGGAGAAAGAACGAUUUAAAAAUGGGUGAUGUUGAGAAGGGCAAGAAGAUUUUUGUUCAGAAGUGUGCCCAGUGCCAUACUGUGGAAAAGGGAGGCAAGCACAAGACUGGGCCAAAUCUCCAUGGUCUGUUUGGGCGAAAGACAGGUCAGCCUGUCGGAUUCUCUUACACUGAUGCCAACAAGAACAAAGGCAUCACCGGGGGAGAGGAGACGCUGAUGGAGUGUUUGGAGAAUCCCAAGAAGUACCUCCCUGGAACAAAAAUGAUCUUCGCUGGCAUUAAGAAGAAGGGAGAAAGGGCAGACUUGAUAGCUUAUCUCAAAAAAGCUACUAAUGCGUAAUC